Molecule: messenger RNA, 3947 nt
Organism: Sceloporus undulatus (fence lizard)
Lineage: Eukaryota; Metazoa; Chordata; Lepidosauria; Squamata; Phrynosomatidae
Gene: MALT1
Product: MALT1 paracaspase
Exons: 12
Biological process (GO): proteolysis
Molecular function (GO): cysteine-type endopeptidase activity
Source: RefSeq, a predicted model, not a curated record
AUAAAAUCAAAAUCUUUAUUCCAGCAUUCUUUCUUUCUUUUUAUUGAAAUCCAAGGUGGAAAAUCUAUUGCAGUUGAAUGCAGUGAAGAGGACUUAAGCUGCUUAAGAAAACCUGAUCUUCAAGAACAGUCAACGGAAAGACAAUCUGCAGUGGACAAAGUGGCUCUGUUGAUGGGCAAUAUGAGCUAUUGUAAUCAUCCCAAACUCAAGGCUCCAUUAGUGGAUGUUUAUGAUCUAACCAACUUGCUCAGGCAGCUGGACUUCAAAGUGGUUUCCCUGCUGGAUCUUACCGAACCUGAGAUGAGGAAUGCAGUAAAUGAAUUCUUAUUGCUCCUGGACAAAGGAGUUUAUGGUUUAUUAUAUUAUGCUGGGCACGGCUAUGAAAACUAUGGUAACAGUUUCAUGGUCCCUAUUGAUGCCCCAAAUCCAUAUCGAGCUGCAAACUGCCUCUGUGUGCAAAACAUUCUCAGACUGAUGCAAGAAAAGGAUACUGGACUCAAUGUAUUUUUACUGGAUAUGUGUAGAAAAAGGAAUGAAUACGACAAUACCAUUCUCAUCUUGGAUGCUUUGAAGGUUACAGCUAACAUUGUUUUUGGAUAUGCCACAUGCCAAGGAGCAGAAGCUUUUGAAAUUCAACAGUCUGAAUUAUCCAAUGGGAUUUUCAUGAAGUUUCUGAAGGAACGCUUGUUAGAGGACAAGAAGAUUACUGUACUUCUUGAUGGUGUGGCAGAAGAUAUGGGCAAGUGUCACCUUACCAAAGGCAAGCAGGCUUUGGAGAUUCGCAGCAGUUUAUGUGAGAAGAGGGCAUUAACUGAUCCUAUUCAGCAAACAGUAACCUCACCAGAGGCACUAGCACGGAAUCUACAGUGGGCAAAAGCACAUGAACUUCCUGAAAGCAUGUGCCUCAGUUUAAUUGUGGCGUCCAAAUUCAGCUUGGUUUUGCUGCAGAAUUCUCCAAUGUGAUGGUUGUCUAUACAAGGAUAAUAAGAAACCACCUGAAAUUACAGUGUGCAAAGCUUAUGUCACAGAUUUCCUCUUGAUUUGGAUGUAGAUCCCAAAGAGGCAAAUAAGGGGACUCCUGAAGAAACUGGCAGCUAUUUGCUUUCCAAAGACUUGCCAAAACAUUGUCUCUAUACUAGAAUAUGUUCCCUACAAAAGCUAAAGGAAGACUUAACUUUCACAGUUUCCUUACACUAUGAAUAUGCUGGAGUAGAUGAAGUUGUGGAUGAAAGGAAAGUUGUUAACAUUGGCAAACCGCUCAUUGCCAAAUUACGCAUUCAUCAAGGAUUCAGGAAGAAUAGAUGUUUCCAGAGCUGUUGUGUACCUAAUGGGCCUUGUUUUACCCAGUCAUCUGAUGCAGGGCCAGCUGUAUUUUGCCCCUCUCAUCAGAAUCAACAGCCACAUCCCUAUGCUGGCUUUCCCCAGCCAAACUCUGUUCACUCAGAGGGCAUUUUGCAUCCGGCAAGGUGCCAGUGUGAUAUCACUCCAAAUAGAUUAAUUGCAUGGCAAUCGACAUGGCCGUAUUCAUUAAGUUCAAACCAAGACAAUAUACCUGUGGAAACAACAGAUGAACUAGAAUCCGAUUUCUCAGGAAAUUUAAGAUUGUCUCGUCAACAGUAGCCAAAUUGCUUACAUGGCAGUUGUUGGUAACAUUCCUCAGGUAGGCAGUUGCAAUACUGCUUGUGCAUCUUAGGAUUUCAAAGGAGGGCAUUACCACUUGCAGAGAACAUUGAUGUGGAUCCAGACUAACUUUGGUCACAUGGAAGUCCCAAUGAAAUUAGUGGGACCUUGGUGGCUAACCUUGUCUGGGUCUACCCCACUGGAUAUACAGUACAAGUCUGUCUGUACUUUUAAAAACUGACAAGACACUUUUAAACAACUGGAAAGAUUUCUUGCUUCAUUCCCAGAUUUUUCCUAUGUUGAAAGUUAGGAAUAAGGAGACUGCAGGCCACAUGGUAAAACUUUUCUAGGACAUGGCCACAUAGCCUGAAAAACCUGUAAAAAACUAUGGAUGCCAGACCUUCAACUUCACACAUGGUAAUGGAGUAGCCAAAAAGGAUUUAGUUGAAGCAGUCUCUUGCCUUUUUGCAAAUCCAGGUACAGGUCAUGCAAGAGUAUGUUUGAUGUUCAGAGGAUAAUGUUGGAGUAGCAGAUAUUGAAAGUGACAGAUGUGUGAAAGAUGUUGGAAUCUGGUGGCCAUAUCUGGAAAAAAGAUAUUGGGUAGAGAAUAGAGUUUUGGUCUGAUCCAUCAGUGUGGAUACAAUCAUGAUGGCAGUAUUCGAUAUAAUAUGCUGUUAGGAAAUGUGACCGGGUGGGUGCAGUUAAUCUCAUGCCCUUAUGGGCUUCCCACAGGGGAAUUUAUUUGGUCAUGGGGAAACAGAAUGCUGGACUAGAUCAUCCUUUAGUUUGAUCUAUAUGUAACUAAUAUGAUAUCUUUAUUUCUGUUCUCUGAAUUAUUAAUGAAAUAUGUUCCAGAAUCUAUACUUUCAAAAACUUUAUUUAUUUUUAUUUAUUACAUGUAUAUACUGUCAUCCUCCCAGUGUGAGACCCAUUCACAAACGAUAAAACAAAGGGCCAAAGCAGACUGUAGAAAAAAUCCAGCUUGAGCUCUGGCUCAUUGCUAGGGAACUCUGAGAACUGUACUUUUAUAGACAUUUAUCCUUCUCUGUUAGAGAGCUCUAGUGCCACAACAAACUACAGUUCCCAAAAUUCCCUAGUACUGAGCCAGGGCUGUCAAAGUGAUCUCAAGCUGCAUUAUUUCUGCAGUGUGUUGUGGCCCAAAAUCAGCUAAAAUCAUAAUAAAAUCAUAAGUUAAACAAUAUAAAAUUAACAUAAGUUAAACAAGAAGACUCCCUGCAAGCAAUUAUUCGUUAAAAGUCUAUUUAAAUAAGAAAGUCAAUGAAAGGAGAGCAAGGAGGGGUCCAGUUUACCCUUCUAUGGAAGCAAAUUCCACAGACUGGGAGCAGCCACUGAGAAGGCUCCCUCCGUAUCCUCACCAAACAGGCCUGUGAUGGUGGCAGGACUGAGAGAAAGCCUUCCUCUGAGGAGGUUAAGACUGGCAGGUUCAUAUAAGGUGACAGGGUCUUUCAAAUAGUUAGGAUCUGAGUUGAAUGGGGCUUCAUAGCAACACUUGUGCUGAACAGUGUCUGAAUGGUCAACCCUAGAUUUUUUCACAGGGCUGGUUUAUAAUUCCUGAACUUGCAUUGUGCUUUAUCUGUUAAACCAGAUUGUCUUUCUGACAACUCAGUAGAGUCCAGAAAUUCAAUUCAUCUUAGAGUUUCUGAUUUCAGUUUCCCAUCAAUAGAAGGACAUUAGGCACUUUAGUUACUUCAGUUUCUUAUAAUGAUAACUGUGGUAGGAUUUGACAGUUCUCCACAGUGUAUACUCCAAAAACAUAAACCUCAGUGAAUGAUGACAUUUCUAGUAAUUCUUAAUUAUUUGGGAAACCAGUAGGAAAUAUGAGAGAUUUUUGACACCAGUAAAUUUCAAGACCAUCUGAAUGUCAUUGGUAAAUGUAUUUCUUAUUCAUUUUUAUCCUUUACUGGUAAAGGGUAGGACUUAGUGUGGCACAGAUGUUAACAAUGAAGUGUAUGCUUUUUGACACAAUCGUCUGUUAGACUUAGUAUGAUGCCAUUGUAGAAAUUUGUUUGAAAACUAAAUAACAAAUACAUGUUUUAAAUAUCCAUGUGCCUUAAAUAAAUUAUUCAGCUUUAUCAAUAAUUUGCAUCAUUUAAUAGUAAGUGCUGUAGUUUAUGAAAACACAUAUGUGAUAUAUUUAGUAGAUGAACCAAAUUGCUUUUUGGUCAUUUUCUUGUACUUACUAUGAUUUUUAUUUGAUACUGUGAAAUAAUUUGUAGUUUUUAUUGAAAGAUAUGUUUCAAACAAGAUGCUAUACUGGAGAUAAAAGAAUACAGUAUAAUCCAAAUAUAGAGAGUCUAUAAAAUUUC